CACUUGCGCGCACCUACGCCGCUGCAUCGAUGACGAGAGAAAGUGAACCGACCCGACCGGACAGCAGGCGGCAGUCGAAGUAGUGUAGUGGCGUGUUUCGCUCGAGUGCGAGCAGUGCGAGUGCGGCGGAGUGCGCGCUGGAACUCGUUCAAGCGUCGCGAACGCAAAGCGUCCAGAGACAGUGUCCUGCGUGUCCCUGCAGCCGCUGCCAGCAGCAUCACCCGCAUCGUAAAAAUGUCGGUUAACGAGGCUGUCUACCAGCCGACGACAGUCACCUACGAGUCGGAGCAUGAACACCACCCGCCCCAGCAGAGAUGGUCGCAUAGACCCAUCAGUUAUAUCGCAGCGACUGUUUCGCAGGCUGCUCGGCGUCCCUGCGGCAUCUCCUGCGUGCCUUUACGCAGUGUACUUCCCACUGUAUAUCUCACAUCAGCAAUUGCUUCAUUCACAAUUGGAUUAACUAUGUUCAUGCAAGGAUUAAUCGGUUAUAUUGAUAUGCCGCCUGCAGCCUCUGAGACAUUCUACCUCUCAAUGGCAAUCAUCGGUGCUUUGGUAUUCGGCGUCGGGUUUGUUUUCGUGGUGCUGUUCUUGCGCAUGAAUCGCAACUGGUGUUAUCGCGCUGGAAAGGAUCAUCUGGACGGAGGUGGCGCACAGGCUCUCACUGUGAAUCCAUCAACGGAUCUCCUGGUUGCAGCGCAGUACGCUCCCGUCUCUGAAGUUACUUAUCAGCCGCCCAAUGAAGAAAGCGAACAGAGCAAACUCAUGCCGCAGGAAAAUAAAGACAUCACCGAUGAAACAGAUCGUAUGUUGGAGACUGACCCGCGCAUUGUCCUGCGCCCACUGCAUCAGCAAAACAUGCACGAGGAGACAUAACUCCCUCGCUUCGCAUAUUUAUUUUUGCAUAUUUAUACUACACCUUAGUCCGUAAAUUGUUUGUGUUCGAAAUUACCAUUUUGCGGUCAUUGCUUUGCUGGACGACUCUGAUAGGAUGCGGGUAAGUAAAAACUUCAACAAAAACCCAAAAAAAAAAAAUGAACGGAAACAUUUCACAAACAUGCGACAGCUUUAAUUAGUAGGGACGUGCUUUCUCUGGGUAGCGCUCGUCGAUAAAAAAAAUGGCACUAAAUUAUUUGUACGGAACAUCACGCGCGCGCGUAGUACAACCAACACGGCAAACAAAAGACAUGUAUUUUUUAUAUGGCACUUACUAAAUAUGUACUUAAGUCGAUUUGAUCUUGGAUGUUAAUGUGAUACGGGGGGGACUCGAAUGCUGGAAUUGUAGAAAAGAUGGCGGCGCAGGAAUCUCAAACGCAUGCGCAUUUUGGAGCAUAUGCUCUUCGCCACGUAUUUUUGUAAAAUUUCCACUUGCAAUUCGCGUAUACAUUUUGUACGCGACUUGUGCGGCGUCUAUAUUUUUUUAAUUUGAUAUCUACAACAUGUAUUUGCUAUUAUUUUUUUUGAUGUUAAGUAUCAGGUUUACUUACUGCACUGAGAUUUUCUAAUAAAUAUCAAGUUUAAAAUGAA
Molecule: messenger RNA, 1524 nt
Organism: Dalotia coriaria
Lineage: Eukaryota; Metazoa; Arthropoda; Insecta; Coleoptera; Staphylinidae
Exons: 4
Coding region: 235-873 (212 amino acids)
Source: RefSeq, a predicted model, not a curated record